Molecule: messenger RNA, 2339 nt
Organism: Heteronotia binoei (common prickly gecko)
Lineage: Eukaryota; Metazoa; Chordata; Lepidosauria; Squamata; Gekkonidae
Product: nucleolar protein 9-like
Exons: 11
Coding region: 294-2111 (605 amino acids)
Biological process (GO): endonucleolytic cleavage in 5'-ETS of tricistronic rRNA transcript (SSU-rRNA, 5.8S rRNA, LSU-rRNA); ribosomal small subunit export from nucleus; endonucleolytic cleavage to generate mature 5'-end of SSU-rRNA from (SSU-rRNA, 5.8S rRNA, LSU-rRNA)
Cellular component (GO): preribosome, small subunit precursor; 90S preribosome; nucleolus
Molecular function (GO): RNA binding
Source: RefSeq, a predicted model, not a curated record
GCGGUGCUCGCUGGGCACUCCCGGAAGGACGUCGGUCGGUUCCGGUCCGGUAGCAGAACUGCAAGAGAGGAAGCCCUGGGGGUGAGUCCCGGACCCCAGACGCCUCCUUGGGCCUCCCUGCCUGGUUAUCUUUCCCGGCCGAAGCUUCAAACUCCACCGAGGAGUCCUGGCUUCUGAGCAUGGGUUUGGGGCCACGUGGGUGCGACUUUCAUUCUUUUGGAGAAUCAACAGCCCUACUUCCUGCGGAUUUCCUAACCUCAGGCUGCCUUGUGUAGAGAGACCCUGCCAGAACCAUGGGGGUACCUCCCCAACGUGAGAAAGGAGCCAGAAGUCGGAAGAGACCAAGAAAGGAGGGUUCAGGUGUCUCCUCGGCCAAGAAGGAAGGUUCGAAGACAAACCAGGGCGGCCCGCUCCCUCGAUUGGAGCCUGCAGCAGCUGAGUAUUUCCAAAGGGCCCACGAGACCUUGAAAUCUGGGUUUGGCUCUGAUGAGGAGAAAGCGCUGUUUGUCAGCAACGUUUUGGAGGAAGCCGCGGCUGUUGCUGUGCCUCUGUCCCUGGACCCAGCCGGCUCCCUUCUCCUGCAGGCCCUGGUGCCCUCCGCUUCGCCUGCCAGCCUUUGCCGCCUCCUGCGGGCCCUGAUCCCCUCCCUGCCCUUGGUGGCUCGCCACGCCUGCGGGGCCCACAUCCUGGAAGCUGCCCUGCUGAGGGCCCCGCUGUCGAUCCAGGAUGGCGCGGAGGACUCUGGGACUCUGGAAGACCUGGUUUUGGAGCUGGGCAGGAGCGUGCAGGAGGAACUGUCGGCCUUUGCGCUGGACGCCCAUGCCAGCUUCGUGGUGCGGACUCUGCUGCAGGCGCUCGGAGGGGCCCGCGUCGGUUCAGACGGGGGUCGUGGGCUCCAGGUAUUAGGGACUUCGCAUUCCAGAGCCAAGCAAGCCAAACCAGGAAGUGAGGGUCCCUCGGACUUCGAGGUCCCCGGCUCCUUCUUGUCCCUCCUGCAGGGUUUCAGCGAAAGCUUUUGUGAGCUUAUUUCCGAUUUCAUCACCAACAAAUUCUUCAGCCUCUGCCUCCAGGUGGCACUGGAAGUCUUGCACCGGAAAUUGCCGGAAGCUUGUUUCCAGCUCUGCUGCUCAGUGAUUGGCUACCUGAGCUCUCGCAACCCGGCCGCUGGGCAAAGCGCCCUCCUGGUGUUCCUGAAGGACGCGACGUGCAGCCGGGUGCUGGACAAGGUGCUGGAAGUGUCGGACCCGAAGGGCCUGUGCUCUUUCUACAAGGUCCACGUCAAAGGGCAGCUGCGGGACCUGGCCGUCCACCCCGUGGCCAACUUCACUCUCCAGCGGCUCAUCCGGGCAGCCCCCCGCAAGCUGCUAGGAAAACUGUUUGAAGAGCUGAGCCCCGGCCUGGAAGAAAUCCUGGCUCUUGAGCACCUGGGCGUGGUCACAGCCCUCUUGGGGGCCUGCCGCAAACACGGGGCUAACCAGCAGGAGGUGCUGCAGAUACUCAUGAAGGCUUUUCACUGCUGGGAGCCCCCUUCCCGCCAGUUGGUGUGUGCCCCUCUCAUCGCUUCGCUUCUGGCUUACGAGGUGUAUCACGGCGAGGAGGAGGAGGAAGAGACAACGUUGGAGGAGCAGCGUCGUCUGACCUCCAUCUCCUAUCACGGCUCCUUGAUGCUCCAGCACUGUUUGCAUUUUGCCAACCCCUCCGUCCUGCUGCGCAGCUUGGCUGCCACGACCCCCCAGGAUCUGGUCACGCUGGCCUGUGACCCAGCAGGCAGCCACGUCUUCGACGCCCUCCUGGCCAGCCCUUCCGUCCCCGGGAAGCAGAGGCGGAAAGUCCUGCGCCUGCUGAAGGGCCACCUCGUCUCUCUGGCCUGCAGUAAGCACGGGAGCCGGGUGUUGGACGCCAUCUGGAGCAGAGCCACGCUGCCAGCUAAGCGGGAGAUGGCCCAGGAACUGGCGGAGCAAGAGCAGAAGCUGCGGAACGACCCCUUCGGCCACCACCUGGUUCGCAAUUUCGCCUUGACGCACUUCCUCAAGCGCCGCCAAGACUGGGACCGGCUCCAAGAGGCAGAGAAGAAGCGGCGGGAGCUUUUCGCCGACAUCUUGGAGGACUGACUUGGGCGGGAGAGGGGGUGCGUCCUCCGGGCUGGAUGGAAGACUGGAGCGGCUGCCCCGGGGCAAUGGAGGCCUGUGUCCUCCAGGGGGCGCUCCAUAUUUGUGCUCCUUGCUUUUUCUCACCACAAAGACUUUGGAGGACUGUCCACCAGAGGGGGCUAGAGGCACCCUUGUAUUCUAUUGUCUACUCCCUAAACCCUCCAUGUAAUUAAGUGAAUUAUUUCUUAA